AUGGCGGCCGAUGCAGCGGAGAUAACCGUCCAGACAAACCCCCGGUCCUCCCCCGACCGCGGCCUGAGCGCCCUGUUAAUGACAGUCACGCGGAGAAACCAGGACAGGCAGUGGAGGCUGCGGAGCAUUUAUCUGCAGUGCUACUUUUUAACCAUAGCAACGAUACUGGGAACGGGAAUUUUAGGUCUGCCGGUAACGAUCUCCCACGCUGGACUGGUGCCUUUCCUGGUCUCCUUCCUGGUCGGCUUCUUCGUCCAGGCCUUGCUCAUCUACCUCUUCGUCGAGCUGCUCCAGAAGUGCCAGGUGGUGCAGAUCGAAUCCCUGAAGACGGGCGCGGCUGAGUGCAUCGCCAUGGAUCAGGUGGGCGUGGAGGCGCCGGCGCCCGCGGAGGAAGAGGAGGCGGAGGAGGACGAAGACGACGGGGAGAAUGCAGAGGCGGAUACCGGUCUGCUGCACCCGGCCGCGUUGGCCCUGCAGGACCGGGCCGAGAGCCUGCAGCCCAACCUUCACCUCCUCAGCCACGUCUUCCUCUCCCGGCCCAUGAGCCACGCUUUCAACUGCGUGCUCCUCUUCCAGUUCAUUUCAAUAGGAAUCAGUUACGUGCUGGCUGGCAGCGAGGCCUACGCUGCGCUCCUGAACAUCAGCCACGUCUACGUGAUCCCAGCCUUCACCUGGACUCUCACGCUGGCCAUAUUACUGGCCCAGACCGUCAUUCAGCCAAUCACUUCACUGCUCACCUUCCUGAAAGGGAUCCUGCUCAUUGUCACGGUGGCUGUGACUUUUGCAGUGGGGUCGGAGGUCGGCCUUCAGAGCAGCAGUGACUUCCGUCAGAUGGGGAAACCGUUCCUAAUGGGCACCGUGGCUCUGGGAGGAAUCGUGAACGUGAUGCCUCUGCUCUACUCACAGAUCUCACACAACAAGACACAGAUCCUGUGGUUUCGGAGAGCUGUUCUUGGAGGUCUGGCCACGUGCACUCUGCUCAACGUCCUCUGGUGCUGGGCAGUGCUUGAAAUUGUCCCCCAGACGUCAGGACUGAAGAAAAGCCCGGCAUCGACGGGGGCGCCUGGCCCGGACCCCUCGUCGUCCCCCCCGCUGUACUCCAACAUCUCCCUGGAACAGCCUCUGUUCCUCUGCGGAUCCACCGUGUGGAUCUCUUAG
Messenger RNA from Salarias fasciatus (jewelled blenny), 1158 nucleotides. RefSeq lists its product as uncharacterized. The record is from RefSeq and is a predicted model, not a curated record. The transcript has 13 exons. Gene Ontology annotation, biological process: amino acid transmembrane transport. Lineage: Eukaryota; Metazoa; Chordata; Actinopteri; Blenniiformes; Blenniidae. The coding region runs from base 1 to 1158 and encodes 385 amino acids.